This is a messenger RNA of Exophiala viscosa, 2290 nucleotides long. RefSeq names its product vacuolar ATP synthase catalytic subunit A. NCBI's taxonomy places the organism in Eukaryota, Fungi, Ascomycota, Eurotiomycetes, Chaetothyriales, Herpotrichiellaceae. The coding region runs from base 291 to 2111 and encodes 606 amino acids. Gene Ontology annotation, cellular component: fungal-type vacuole membrane; proton-transporting V-type ATPase, V1 domain. Gene Ontology annotation, biological process: proton transmembrane transport; ATP metabolic process. Gene Ontology annotation, molecular function: proton-transporting ATPase activity, rotational mechanism; ATP binding; ATP hydrolysis activity. The record is from RefSeq and is a predicted model, not a curated record. The transcript has 4 exons.
GUAAGUUAAAGUAGAGUCAAUCUCAGCAGUGAAGUGAAUAAUAGAACAUUCACUGUUGCUGUUAGGAGGGGCAUUCACUGAAACCGUGGACACAAGUCAAGUUGGAGGUACCUUGCUAGGGUCUAAGCCUCUCCGACCUCAAAUACCUGCAGCUUCAGCUUGGUUUUCCUGAUUUACUCGAAGACGACCUCGAAGGGGAGCUUGCCGGUCCGAGCUUCAGCAACACCUCCGUCUUUGCUUUUCCGCAACCUCUCCAGACUCUCGAUACGAACGCCCGCACUUACAGAAGGAUGCCUGCCGCAAAAGAGAGUGGCACUGGCCCAGACGACCAAAAUGGCCAAAUCUUCUCGGUCUCUGGACCCGUCAUCAUUGCCGAAAACAUGAUUGGAGUAGCUAUGUACGAGCUAUGCAAAGUGGGCUAUGAUGAGCUGGUGGGCGAGGUCAUUCGCAUUGAAGCCGAUAGAGCUACCAUCCAGGUCUACGAAGAGACUGCUGGUGUUACUGUCGGCGACCCUGUCCUUCGAACCGGCAAGCCUUUAUCAGUCGAGUUGGGCCCUGGCUUGAUGGAGACGAUCUACGAUGGUAUCCAACGUCCUCUGAAGACUAUCGCUGGCACAACAAACAGCAUCUACAUUCCUCGCGGUAUUGCUGUUCCCUCCUUGGACCGGGAGAAGAAGUGGCCAUUUACUCCAACCAUGAAAGAGGGGGAUCAUAUCAGCGGAGGUGAUAUCUGGGGCAAGGUCGUUGAAAACAGUCUGCUAAACGAACACCGAAUCCUGAUGCCGCCGCGUGCCAGAGGAACCAUCAAGAAAAUUGCGCCCAAAGGCGAUUACACCGUGGACGAGCCUCUCCUCACAGUCGAGUUCAAUGGUGAAACCAAAGAAUACCCAAUGAUGCAGAGCUGGCCAGUCCGUGUACCCAGACCUGUCAACGAACGCCUUCAAGCAGAUGCGCCUUUUAUCGUCGGUCAACGAGUGCUCGAUGCUCUUUUCCCUUCGGUGCAAGGUGGCACUGUGUGUAUUCCUGGAGCUUUCGGCUGCGGCAAGACUGUCAUCUCGCAGUCGGUGUCCAAGUUCUCGAACAGCGAUAUCAUCGUUUAUGUCGGGUGCGGUGAGCGAGGAAACGAGAUGGCAGAGGUGUUGAUGGACUUCCCGGAGCUUUCUAUCACCAUUGACGGCCGGAAAGAGCCCAUCAUGAAGCGAACCUGCUUGAUUGCCAAUACAUCCAACAUGCCCGUCGCGGCUCGAGAAGCCUCCAUCUAUACGGGAAUUACAGUUGCUGAAUAUUUUCGCGACCAGGGGAAAGCCGUCGCCAUGAUGGCUGACUCGUCGUCACGCUGGGCCGAAGCUCUUCGAGAAAUCUCGGGUCGUCUCGGUGAAAUGCCUGCAGACCAAGGUUUCCCAGCCUAUCUGUCUGCUAAGCUUGCUUCCUUCUACGAAAGAGCUGGCAACUCUAUUGCUCUUGGUUCUCCUGAGCGGACCGGUAGCAUUUCAAUCGUCGGAGCGGUCUCACCACCCGGCGGUGACUUUUCAGAUCCUGUUACGUCGUCCACACUGGGUAUCGUGCAAGUCUUUUGGGGUCUUGACAAGAAGUUGGCACAGCGAAAGCAUUUCCCAAGUGUCAACACUUCCCUGUCGUACAGCAAGUACACGACCACUCUCGACAAGUUCUACGCGAAAGAUCACCCCGAGUUUCCCAGACUUCGAGAUCGCAUCAAGGAGCUUCUUACCAACUCUGAAGAUCUCGACCAGGUUGUCCAACUUGUGGGUAAAUCCGCUCUUGGUGAUUCCGACAAGAUCAUUCUCGAUGUGGCUGCCAUGCUCAAAGACGAUUUCCUCCAGCAGAACGGAUACAGCGACUAUGAUCAAUUCUGCCCUCUUUGGAAGACCGAGUACAUGAUGAAGGCUUUCAUGCAAUUCCACGAUGAGGCACAGAAGGCCGUUUCGAGCGGUUUGGCCUGGGCCAAAGUUCGAGAAUCUACUGGUGAGAUUCAGCACGGUCUGCGCAGCAUGAAAUUCGAGUUGCCAGAUAACCAGGAGGAGGUUUCGGUCAAAUAUGACAAGCUCUUGCAGAGCAUGUCCGAGAAGUUUGCCAGUGUUAGCGAUGAAUAGAGGAAUGCAACAGGAUGGGUUUAGCAAAGGACAAGCGGUGUAUGUAAUUAGAGGCUCAGAACUCUACUGUGUAGGUACAAAUCACUAGAGAGUAGGCACCGAGCUUGUUUCCACAAAAAGUGCCACCGUCUGACAGGGCGUAUAUCGAAGACACAAGGUCGAAGUCACGCUGGUCCACA